Molecule: messenger RNA, 1356 nt
Organism: Cryptotermes secundus
Lineage: Eukaryota; Metazoa; Arthropoda; Insecta; Blattodea; Kalotermitidae
Product: odorant receptor Or2
Exons: 7
Coding region: 1-1356 (451 amino acids)
Biological process (GO): sensory perception of smell; detection of chemical stimulus involved in sensory perception of smell
Cellular component (GO): plasma membrane
Molecular function (GO): odorant binding; olfactory receptor activity
Source: RefSeq, a predicted model, not a curated record
AUGGCGAUCAAUGUGAAGGUGAUGCAUCUAGUAGGGCUCUGGAAUCAUCACUGGCAGAACAAACGCAGUUGGCGUUACUUCGCGUACUUUGGUUACGCUCUCUUCAUGGUCUUCAUCUUGACAGUUCAUUCAGUCAGUGUGGUGCUGGAGCUCUGUUUCAGCUGGGGAGACUUCACAAGCUUCGCUAACACCGCUUGGUACGCCAGCAACUUCGGCGCUUCUGUCAUCAAACAGCUCUUCAUCCUGACCCAGACGGAGCGGGUUCAGAGCGUGACUAUGAAACUGAGAGGAGGCAUCCUGUCGAGCGGGUUGAGGUGGUCCACGGAGCAGGAGGAAAUCUCCCGAAAUACCAAUCGGCAAGCGAGGCGCCUGUCCAUAAUGUACUACACGGUUGCAGUUACCUCCGUCUUGUGUGUCAUUCUUCUCGGUCUGCGCACCAGCUACCGCCAGUUGUCUGGAGCCGUGAACAGCGCCAACGCCGACGCCGACGCCAACAAAACUAUGGAACUGCCUCUGAAGGCUUGGUAUCCAGUGGACACCCAGCAACCUGGGAACUACUUGCUUAUGUUCAUAUUCCAGUUGAUUGUUGUGACCGUAGGCCCAAUGGUGAACAUAGGCACCGAUACCUUCCUCAUGAGUCUCAUGAUCCACGCGUGUGGCGAGUUUCGCGUCCUCAAGAAGUCACUCAGAAGUCUCAAGCAGAGGGCGGUGCAGCUACAAGACGAAGACACCAGCAUCAGGUCGCUAUACCCACCUCAGCGCUUCAGUGUUGUAAAGUAUGUUUCAGAUCUUGAGGACAUGUUCAGUUCCAUGAUGUUUAUCCAGUUUCUGUCUAUCUCUCUGAGGAUAUGCCUCAUGAUAUUCCUCAUUACUCUGACAGGUGACAAAGGGCUGGCUCAGCUGACCUACUUCCAGCUCCUGUUUGUAUCGUUCCUUCAAGGGCUACCCUUCUGCUGGUACGGCAGCGAACUAACUUACCAGAACGAAUCCGUCGCCCGCGUCGUUUUCGAGACGCCCUGGUUGGAAGCGUCGCUUCAUUUCCGAAGGUUACUCAUGAUUGUGGUCAUUCGCGCCCAAACCACCCUCCAUCUCACAGGAGGAAAGAUUUACAUCAUGUCCCUGGAAACAUUUCAAGCUACAGGUGAAGGACGCAACAGCGUGAAAGUCACUGCGGAACUGUACAACGGGCUGGAAGGAUCUUGUGAUGCAGCUCUUGUCGGGUUGGAAGCAAUAUGUGUGUGGAUUGCCUUGAGAACGUGGACACGAAUUGAUGGCAAACGCAGUGUGGCGCUGAUGUUGAAGGAAAUCAUUAUAGGCUCUACUUCGAAAUAUCCUUUUGUGUUAGAUUUAUGUUAA